AUGAAUGCUGGACGCAAGGAUCAAGAGCAAGCUCAAGCGGCCGCUGCCCAGUCCGGUCUGAGGCCAUCACGACCACCCACUUUCGAUCAGCGCAUGCAGGCAGUGGAGGAGGGAAUCGAAAAACUGGCUGAAAUGAUCGAGGAUUACAAGAGAUGUUACCGAUCGACUGAACCCGAACCGCAGGCCAAGACGCCGAAGCGCAAAGCAGCGAAUGCACCAGUGAAUGCACCAGCGAAUGCACCAGCGAGUGCACCAGCGAAUGCACCAGCGAGUGCACCAGCGAAUGCACCAGCGAGUGCACCAGCGAAUGCACCAGCGAAUGCACCAGCGAGUGCACCAGCGAAUGCACCAGCGAAUACUCUGGGAAAAAAAGCAACGAAUGCAAACGGCAAGGAGCCCCAAGUGAAGAAACCAACGAGCACCAAAUCCAUGGCACCGACCAGCUACCAAGCCAUGGUACAGCCAAAAAUCGAAGCCUCACUGACAAUGGACCUCACACCAACCAUCAAAGCCAUUGAGAAGAUGUGGCAGCCGAAGCACCAGGUGCAACCAAAGAAGAUCAAAUUAAGCUCCCAAUCUGAGGCACCAUUGAAGAUCAGACUGGAACUGGAAGGCUCUGAGGACAUGGCGCCACCGAAGACAGAAUCCGUGGAAUCGACUAGCACCCAGACUAUGGCACUAAAGAAGAUCAAAGGAAGCUCCCAAUCUGAGGCACCACUGAAGAUCAAACUGGAACUGGAAAGCCCAGAGGGCAUGUCGCCACCGAAGAUAGAAUCCGUGGAAUCGACUAGCACCCAGGCUAUGGCCAAACUGGAACUGGAAAGCCCAGGGGGCAUGUCGCCACCGAAGAUAGAAUCCGUGGAAUCGACUAGCACCCAGGCUAUGGCCAAACUAGAACUGGAAAGCCCAGGAGGCAUGUCGCCACCGAAGAUAGAAUCCGUGGAAUCGACUAGCACCCAGGCUAUGGCACCAAAGAAGAUCAAAGGAAGCUCCCAAUCUGAGGCACCAUUGAAGAUCAGACUGGAACUGGAAGGCUCUGAGGACAUGGCGCCACCGAAGACAGAAUCCGUGGAAUCGACUAGCACCCAGUCUAUGGCCAAACUGGAACUGGAAAGCCCAGGGGGCAUGUCGCCACCGAAGACAGAAUCCGUGGAAUCGACUAGCACCCAGGCUAUGGCCAAACUGGAACUGGAAAGCCCAGGAGGCAUGUCGCCACCGAAGAUAGAAUCCGUGGAAUCGACUAGCACCCAGGCUAUGGCACCAAAGAAGAUCAAAGGAAGCUCCCAAUCUGAGGCACCAUUGAAGAUCAGACUGGAACUGGAAGGCUCUGAGGACAUGGCGCCACCGAAGACAGAAUCCGUGGAAUCGACUAGCACCCAGGCUAUGGCCAAACUGGAACUGGAAAGCCCAGGGGGCAUGUCGCCACCGAAGAUAGAAUCCGUGGAAUCGACUAGCACCCAGGCUAUGGCCAAACUGGAACUGGAAAGCCCAGGGGGCAUGUCGCCACCGAAGAUAGAAUCCGUGGAAUCGACUAGCACCCAGUCUAUGGCCAAACUGGAACUGGAAAGCCCAGGGGGCAUGUCGCCACCGAAGAUAGAAUCCGUGGAAUCGACUAGCACCCAGGCUAUGGCACCAAAGAAGAUCAAAGGAAGCUCCCAAUCUGAGGCACCACUGAAGAUCAAACUGGAACUGGAAAGCCCAGAGGGCAUGUCGCCACCGAAGAUAGAAUCCGUGGAAUCGACUAGCACCCAGGCUAUGGCACCAAAGAAGAUCAAAGGAAGCUCCCAAUCUGAGGCACCAUUGAAGAUCAAACUGGAACUGAAAGUCGAGGACUCACGGCAAAAAGACGAUGAUCCAGCCAAUAAUUCCAUUUAG
Messenger RNA from Drosophila persimilis, 1875 nucleotides. Its product is annotated as fibrous sheath CABYR-binding protein. The record is from RefSeq and is a predicted model, not a curated record. Lineage: Eukaryota; Metazoa; Arthropoda; Insecta; Diptera; Drosophilidae. The transcript is spliced from 2 exons. Bases 1 to 1875 code for a protein of 624 amino acids.